Molecule: messenger RNA, 5186 nt
Organism: Sphaerodactylus townsendi
Lineage: Eukaryota; Metazoa; Chordata; Lepidosauria; Squamata; Sphaerodactylidae
Gene: TBL1XR1
Product: TBL1X/Y related 1
Exons: 17
Coding region: 658-2214 (518 amino acids)
Biological process (GO): regulation of transcription by RNA polymerase II
Cellular component (GO): histone deacetylase complex
Molecular function (GO): protein binding; transcription corepressor activity
Source: RefSeq, a predicted model, not a curated record
UUUUCCUUAGUAACAGCUUUCACAUUCUGCCUCAAUUCCUCCUCAAUCUAAAUCACACACACACACACACAACACUGGGAGAUUGCUUUUUUUUUUUCCUUUUCCGCCUCCUCCCUCCCGGGGACUUAAUCUGCAAUCUCUCCCCCACCCCCUCCCAGCCACCUUUCCACCCCCCCCCCCUUUUUGAAAUCCCCACCCCCACCAACACACAGGCUCGGGAUAUAAUUGAAUAUCAUUGCAUUCUUGGGUGGCUAUUAACGAUCGGUGGUGUUUGGUGUUUUUGUUUUUAAAACCCUCGUUUUGUUUAUUUGCCAUUUGGCAAAUAAACAUAUGCACCGAAAAAGAGGAAGGAAGGCAGAAGAAGGUGCAUUUCUAGCCGUGGUGGGGGCUCUUCUCUCCCCCUUCUUUCCCCUCCUCUCUUUUGCCUCCAUUGCAAAAAUAAAAAAGAGAGGGGGGUGGGAACUGACUGCUUGUCCAUUGCAAGAAAUCUACACUGGCAGAAAAGAUCGACCCUCCCCCCUCCUCCUUCUGGAAGUGUGGCUUUUAGUACCAUCUUCCUGUGACUGAAGGCUCCUGUCAGGAAACCUUCCACCCAUCCAUGCACUGCCAAUGGGUUGUAUCCUUCGUUGUGACCUCAUGGUUUAAGCGGGCAUAAAGAUGAGUAUAAGCAGUGAUGAGGUCAACUUCCUCGUAUAUAGAUACUUGCAAGAGUCCGGGUUUUCUCAUUCAGCAUUCACCUUUGGUAUUGAGAGCCAUAUCAGCCAGUCUAACAUCAACGGUGCCCUGGUACCCCCAGCUGCUUUGAUCUCCAUCAUCCAGAAAGGUCUGCAGUAUGUAGAGGCAGAAGUCAGUAUUAAUGAGGAUGGUACCUUAUUUGACGGUCGGCCGAUAGAGUCUCUCUCGCUGAUAGACGCCGUAAUGCCAGAUGUGGUACAGACGAGACAGCAGGCCUAUAGAGACAAGCUUGCGCAACAACAGGCGGCGUCCGCAGCUGCGGCUGCUCCUCCGAACCAGCAGGGGUCUACGAAAAACGGCGAAAACACUGCAAACGGGGAGGAAAAUGGAGCCCACACCAUAGCAAUUCCUGAUGAUGCAGAUAACCACACAGACAUGAUGGAAGUGGACGGCGAUGUUGAAAUCCCUCCUAAUAAAGCCGUGGUGCUGCGCGGCCACGAAUCGGAAGUGUUCAUCUGCGCUUGGAACCCCGUUAGCGACCUUCUGGCCUCAGGAUCGGGAGAUUCGACGGCAAGAAUAUGGAACCUUAGUGAGAACAGUACCAGCGGGUCCACGCAGUUGGUCCUCCGGCACUGUAUACGAGAAGGGGGCCAAGAUGUACCAAGUAACAAAGAUGUGACGUCCUUGGAUUGGAAUAGUGAAGGUACGCUUCUAGCAACGGGGUCAUAUGAUGGAUUUGCCAGGAUAUGGACUAAAGAUGGUAACCUCGCCAGCACGUUAGGGCAGCAUAAAGGUCCUAUAUUUGCAUUAAAAUGGAACAAGAAAGGCAAUUUCAUUUUAAGUGCGGGCGUGGACAAGACCACGAUUAUCUGGGACGCACAUACCGGAGAAGCUAAGCAGCAGUUUCCUUUCCAUUCUGCACCAGCCUUAGACGUUGACUGGCAGAGCAACAACACCUUCGCCUCCUGUAGCACAGACAUGUGUAUUCACGUCUGUAAAUUAGGCCAAGAUAAACCCAUCAAAACCUUCCAGGGCCACACGAAUGAAGUAAACGCAAUCAAAUGGGAUCCCACUGGUAAUCUUCUGGCAUCGUGUUCUGACGACAUGACUUUGAAGAUCUGGAGUAUGAAACAAGAUAAUAGCGUCCACGAUCUACAAGCACACAACAAAGAAAUUUAUACUAUCAAGUGGAGUCCUACAGGGCCAGGAACCAACAACCCUAAUGCCAAUCUUAUGUUAGCAAGUGCAUCCUUUGACUCUACGGUGAGGUUAUGGGAUGUCGACAGAGGGAUCUGCAUCCACACUUUGACAAAACAUCAAGAACCUGUGUACAGUGUAGCUUUCAGCCCUGAUGGCAGGUACCUGGCCAGCGGCUCCUUUGACAAAUGUGUACACAUCUGGAAUACACAGACGGGUGCUCUAGUUCAUAGUUACCGGGGAACAGGAGGCAUUUUUGAGGUUUGCUGGAACGCAGCAGGAGACAAAGUUGGAGCGAGCGCUUCAGAUGGUUCAGUUUGCGUACUAGACCUCCGGAAAUAGCGCUACUAGUUGGAAGCCAUGGACCGACUAUGAAUGUGUACAUAGCCAAAAUGACUGUCCCCUUGACCCAUGUACUGCUAUAGUCCCAACUGAACCAUGGCCAGUCCACUUCAGCCAAACCCGAAAGAAUUAUAUACAUAUACUGUAUAUUAACAAACAAACAAACAAUUUUUCUAAAAAAAAAAGAUUACACCCAGAAGAAGAUGAUGACAGAGUUUUGUCACAGCUUGUGAAGCCUGUUCACCAAGUGCUGGAAAUCUGCUGUCUCCCCCCCAUUCCCCCCCCCUCCCAAAAUAACAUAUAGGCAUUUUGGAUAUGGGGGGGGAAAAUAAACAAAACCAUCCAGGACAAGAGAGAGAGAAACAUGACUGUACAACAGCAAGACCAUUCAGUGUACCAAAAUGGGGAAAGCUACAACUGUCUGCCAUUGUUGUUUUCUACUCCCCUGCCCCCUUUCAUCCUCUCUGAUGCUUUGAAAGAUGGGAUUUGUUUCCUUCUCUUCCCCCCCCCCCCUCUUUUGGGCUUUUCUUUCAAUAGGCGAUGAGUUUAUCGUGUACAGGGGAAAAAUGGACUUCCACACUCCUGCAGACAUUAGUUCGUUCAUUGCUUUUCAAACCUCUUUCUCUCCCUGCCCCCCGUCAACCCUGUAUGGUUUUUAUUAAUGCAGAAAAGCAGGCCUGAACUGUUUUUUUUCCAGCGGUGGUUCUUUUGAUGCAGAAUUGAAAAAAAAAAGGGGGGGGGGAUUUGCAGCAGUUCUUUGAAUGUGUUAUUUUUAAAGACACAGACAUCUGGAGUGCAUUGCGGAUAUAGACGGAAAGGGGAGGGAAAACGGGAGCGUUUGAAGCGUGACGUUUCAUCUUCCUUUAAACUGUGUUCGUGGAAGCCCGCGGGGCGGGGGAGGGGGAUUCUUUGUGAUGGCAACAGCCCCCCCCCCCACCUCCCCCAAAGCAGUCGUUUCUUACUCAAGGCACAGUUCUGCAGAACAGACACAUUCAAAAGAAGCAAAGAUAAGGCGAGGGCGAAAAAUAGGUCCGAGCAAAAAUAGGUUUUGUGCAGACGUGGGACGAUUGGGCAGCACCGUGCCCUCUUCCCAUGGCGUUUCCAUCCUCCUCUGUUCAUGCAUUUGAGUUCUGUCUGCAUACUGAUAAUCCCGCCUGUAUGCUCGAACAUAGAAAAUAGCUUGAUGUUUCGUAGGGCGUGAGUAAACUCAGUCCUCCACGGCAGGUGUGCUUCAAACAUCAGACAGCUAUAAUAUCAAAGCAUUAUUUUUUUUCAGUUCCUUUGAAUCGACAGAGCAACAGUGGAGAAGGGAGGAAGGGUUUUUCCCCAUGUUUAAAUUUCCCUGCCGCAGCUUCUAUGAGAGUGUCGCGCUUAGAUGCCUAGUCUGACCAAAUUCCAAAAUAAAAGGGUUUUUCCCCCUCCUCUCUCUUUCAUUUGACUAAGAAUAAGCUUUGCUGUCUCUUUGCUAAUACUUCCGUAAAGAGGCAAGAAGUGUAGUCCCUAAAGAUCCACUGGAAACAAAUUGGGGGGUGAGGAAGGGUGUGUGUGGAAUGCAGCUUUUACUCAAUAAGACUUUUAUUGGCAGAGUGUCCAAUGAGUGGGGUGGGGCCUCUUAGGUCUCAAAGGAAAGGGGGAGGGGAGCUGCUUUCCUCAAAGGACUUGCUUCAAGUUUAUUUUAGUAUUGCGUGAUGGAGCUUCUGUAAAACAAAAAGAAAAUGUCUUGCACUAAUCUCACCCUGCUGCUCCCAACCCCUAUUUUUUUUUAAUGUGCUUGUGACAUUUAUUUUUCCUCCCCAAUUUAGGAUAAACAUACGCUGCUAUUUGUUUUUCGGGGUGGGGGGGGGGAAGGGUCACUACUAUAUCUUGUGUUUUGUUUCCAAUAACAGGUGUCGCAUUUCCUUUUUUCAUGGCCGGAGCCAUCGCUGGCAAACAGUCGUUUGCGUACACCAUUGAUUAAAAGGAAUAACAGUCACAGGGUCCUUUUUUUGGUAAAAGAAUAGUGUGCAGGUGGACUUUGGCCAAUAUUCUCCUUGCAUCACGUUUCUCGCAGCUGUCAGUUUUUCUUCAAGGGAGAUUGUCUGGUUUUUAACAUUUCGCCCAAUUUUUACUUAAAAGAGCAAUUUUAUAUUCAGUAGCUUUGCAGAAGAUUUUAUAUUGCCGUUGCAGUGUCAGUGAACUGGUUCGCAAAAGCCGUACUUCAAAUCCGGGUGUUUUCCUCUCUGUAGUUGGACGCAUGCAUUGCGAAGGACACAGCGCUGCCUUGGGAAGUGGCAGUCCUGCGUUGAGCUACUCCCUUCUCCUCUGCAACUUCUGGUUCAACAUUACCUAUUUCUGGAUAUCAUUAUGAUAUAUGUUUCCCUGUCCGAUGCCCUUAGCUAGUCAGGCAGGGAAAUACUCAUCGUAACGACUGAUGUCCUGUAAGUUGAAUUUAACACUGUAGAAGGGGGAAGGACGUGACGCAGGCCUGCCAUUUUCAGCGGCAGUGCUGUGUCCCUCCGUAAUGUGUCACUUCUGACCUUUUUUUAAUAGCUCACUGUAAAUUCAGCUAAUGCAGAGAAAACAUCUUGUUGCCCUUUUCAACCAGGCUGUCCUUUCAAUGCAGAUCUAUGUUUCCACACCCACGAAGCAAGUCAAAUUCAGCCUGUAAAGCACGGUAACCAUUUUAGCCUGUUUUUAAUAUGCACACCCCAGUUAUUACUAAUGGGGUAUUAUACUCUUAUACAGACCAUUGUGAGGAAAAAAGAGGAGGAUUUGUAUCUACUAGGGCACUCAUCUGUUAUGGUUCUGUACCAGCCAUUUGUAGAGUUUUGAGAAUAGACUCAAGAUGUUCAGGACAGUUUUCCUGUGAAUUACAAUAUGUAAGCUGAGUAUUGGCACUUGAAAAUCUUGCUUUUUAUUGCUGGAGGUACAGGACUGUGGCUGACCUCUGUCAUUAUUGAAAAAGAAAUUAAAAGGUUUUAAAAUGUAAAAAA